AUGGCUGAUCGAGUGCUUGUGCUUGGUAGUGGAGGCAGAGAACAUGCUCUGGCUUGGAAAUUAGCACAGUCGCCACAAGUGAAACAAGUACUAGUUGCACCAGGAAAUGCUGGAACAGCUAAUAGUGGGAAAAUCUCUAAUUCAGCUGUUUUAAUUAGCAAUCCUACUAUCCUUGCCCAGUUCUGUAAAGAUCAUAACAUUGGACUUGUGAUUGCUGGACCAGAAGCUCUACUUGCAGCUGGCAUUGUUGAUGACUUGGUAGCAGCUGGAGUUAGAUGUUUUGGGCCAACAGCCAAGGCAGCGCAAUUGGGAACAAACAGGAAUUUUGCUAGUACCUUUCUUGAUCAGCAUGGAAUUCCAGCACCAAGAUGGAGAUCAUUUACCAGUCCCCAAGAAGCUUGCGCUUUUAUUUCCAGUGCAGAUUUUCCUGCAUUGGUGGUAAGGCCCAGUGGUCUUGGUCCUCGAAAAAAGAUAAUUCUUGCAUCUAACAUAGAGGAAUCCUGCAAGGCAGUGCAAGAGAUUUUUCAGGACAACAUUUUUGGAAACAGCGGAGAAACAGUGAUAAUUGAAGAACUUCUUACAGGAGAAGAGUUUUCUUGCUUUUGUUUUGUGGAUGGAAUCACUUUUGCUACCAUGCCCCAAAUCCAGGUACAGAAACAACUGCUGGAUGGAGACCAGGAUCCAAGUACUAUAGGAAUGGGAGCUUAUGGUCCUGCAUCUCAGAUUUCUGAAGUUCUUCUAGAAAAAAUUAAAGACACCCUUAUUCAACACAUUUUUGACAGUAUGAAGCAAGAAGGUCUAUCAUAUGUAGGUGUGCUGCAAAUACAUUUAAUUCUUACCAAGGAUAGUGUGAAAGUCAUAAGCUUUAACUGUCAUUUUGGUGAUCCUCAGUGUCAGGUAGUUCUUCCACUUCUUAAAAGUGAUCUUUAUGAAAUAAUACAAGACACCAUUAAUGGAAAGCUCCAUGAUUCCACAUUGGUUUGGGCAGAUGAUUGUACUGCUGUAUCAGUUGUCAUGGCAAGUGAAGGCUAUCCAGAAUGUUAUAUGGAAGGCGGGGAGAUCACUGGGCUACUUCAAGCAAGAGAGCUAGUCCUGGAGGUCUUCCAUGGGGACACCACCGUAAAAGACGAUAAAGUGGUGAUUAAUGGAGGCAGAGUUCUUACUGUAACAGCUCUUAAGAAUGACCUCACGUCAGCACUGGAAGCUGCCUACAAAGGACUAUCAGCCAUUUAUUUCCAGGGUGCAGUUUACAGAAAAGAUGUUGGUUAUCAGGCCAUUCAGUUCCUCAGGGAGUCUGUGAGGCUAUCCUAUGAAGACAAAAUGGCAGAUUCUAUAGUGUGCAGUGCUUUCGUUCACCCAACUAAACUACUACCUACAAAUGGCUCCAAAUCAGGUUUCCCUAAAAAGAAUCACAUAAAUGCACAACAAGCAGCAGGAAAAUUACUUAUUAGUAGUGCCCCGCCAAACAGCUUUCAAUGUUACACUGUUUACAUUCAUCCUGAAAGCAGCCAUACAGGGGGUGUUCCUGGACUGUUUGAUUUAAGAGCAUCUGGGUAUAGUGAUCCUAUUUUGAUAUCACAAAUGAAAGGCAUUGGGACAAAAUUGAAGGUGGCCCAGUUGUGCAGUAAGCAUGACAAGGUUGGCCAGGACUUGGUUGCCAUGUGUGUCAAUGAUCUCCUGUGUCAGGGAGCUGAACCCCUCUUCUUCCUUGACUAUUGCAUCUGUGGGAAACUGGAUGAUGGAGUGGCUCAGACAAUCACAGAGGGGAUAGCUGAAGCUUGUAAACUGGCAGGAUGUGCUAUACUGGGAAGAGACACCAGUGAAAUGGCUGGUAUGUGUUCACCUGGAGAGUACAACCUUAUUGGCUUUGCAGUUGGUGCCGUGGAACGAGGAAUGAAGCUUCCUCAGCAGGAGAGAAUUGUUGAUGGAGAUGUUCUAGUGGGAAUAGCUUCUUCCGGUCUUCAUACUCAAGGAUUCAGCUUUGUGAAGAAAAUUAUUUUAACGUCUUCCCUGCACUAUUUCUCUCCAGUUUCUGGUGACUGUGGUGCCCAGACUUUAGGAGAACAGUUGCUAACCCCAUCCAAAAUCUAUACUAAAACCCUGUUGCCUGUACUUCGGUCAGGAAAUGUAAAAGCCUUCAUCCAUAUUGCUGAAGGAGGAUUACUGGGAAGAUUCUCCCAUAUCCUCCCUGAACAAUUUGAUGUAAUUCUGGAUGCUCGUAACUGGAAGAUUCCUGACGUCUUUUCUUGGCUGCAAGAAGAGGGAGGCCUUUCAGAAAUGGAGAUGGCUCAAAUGUUCAACUGUGGGAUUGGUGCUGUGCUGGUGGUACAGAAGGAGCUGGCCAAAAGGGUUUUGAAGGAUGUACAAAAAGGCGAAGAUGCAUGGUUGAUUGGGAAAGUCAUUCGCCACCGUGCAGGGUAUCCUCAGGUAGAAAUCAAGAAUCUUCUAGAAGUGUUGCUGCAAAAUAGAUCCCCAUUUCUUCAGACUGUUUCUGAUGGGAAUAGUCUUCUCCAGGUCACCUGCACAAAAAGAAAGGUGAAAGUAGCUGUUCUAAUCUCUGGAACAGGUACAAACCUUGCAGCACUUCUCACAUACUCAAAAGAGCCAGCAAGCUGUGCGCAAGUUGUACUGGUAAUUGCCAGCAGAUCCGGAGUGGAAGAACUGAAGACUGCAAGCCGAGCUGGUGUCCCUACCCGAGUAAUUGAUCACAAACUGUAUGGGAGCCGAUCAGAGUAUGAUGGCACAAUAGACACCGUUCUUGAACAGUUCUCCACUGAGUUGAUCUGUCUGGCAGGGUUUGUGAGAGUACUGAGUAGCAACUUUCUUAAAAAAUGGAAUGGGAAAAUUUUGAGCACAUAUCCAUCACUUUCACCAUUAAUCAAAGGCAGCCAUGCCCACCAACAGGAACCCCCAGCUGCAGACAAAGUUGCUGGCUGCACAGUGUAUUUUGUACUUGAAGACUCUAGUCUUGAAGCAGUAAUUGUACGAGAGCCUGCCUCCAUAAAAGCAGAGGACACCCAGGAGACUGUCUUAGAAAAGGUCAAAGAAGCAGAGGGCCGAGCAUUUCCCAUUGCUUUGCAGCUAGUUGCCAGUGGGAUGGUGAAACUAGGUGCUGAUAAGAAAACAUGCUGGAAACGAGAAAGUUGGCUGCUAAUCCAGCAGAAUGAAAAGCAAGGUUGUUCUUCCUCUCAGUGCAGUGAAUAAUAAAUGCAGUAAUAACAAUAGUCUAGUUCAGGGGUCUGCAACC
Messenger RNA from Sphaerodactylus townsendi, 3247 nucleotides. Its product is annotated as trifunctional purine biosynthetic protein adenosine-3-like. The transcript has 22 exons. The record is from RefSeq and is a predicted model, not a curated record. Gene Ontology annotation, biological process: adenine biosynthetic process; 'de novo' IMP biosynthetic process. Bases 1 to 3204 code for a protein of 1067 amino acids. Gene Ontology annotation, cellular component: cytosol. Gene Ontology annotation, molecular function: metal ion binding; phosphoribosylamine-glycine ligase activity; phosphoribosylformylglycinamidine cyclo-ligase activity. NCBI's taxonomy places the organism in Eukaryota, Metazoa, Chordata, Lepidosauria, Squamata, Sphaerodactylidae.